Bombyx mandarina (wild silkworm) is the source of this 1598-nucleotide messenger RNA. Its product is annotated as alanine--glyoxylate aminotransferase 2, mitochondrial. Gene Ontology annotation, molecular function: L-alanine:glyoxylate transaminase activity; pyridoxal phosphate binding. Gene Ontology annotation, biological process: glyoxylate catabolic process. Lineage: Eukaryota; Metazoa; Arthropoda; Insecta; Lepidoptera; Bombycidae. The record is from RefSeq and is a predicted model, not a curated record. Gene Ontology annotation, cellular component: mitochondrion.
UGCAAUGUGGUUGGAAGGGCGUAUAGUACGGCUAAAAUGCCCUCCACCGGGUUUACACCCAAAGAGUACAAGGGCCCAACAUACGAACAACUGGAACAUUUGAAGUCGAAACAUAUGCCGCCAGCGAUACCUAAUUCUUACAAGAAACCGGUGCUAUUACACCAGGGUCACAUGCAGUGGCUCUUCGAUCACGAGGGCAAAAGAUACUUGGACCUGUUUGGGGGAGUCGUUACUGUCUCAGUGGGAAAUAGUCAUCCGAAGCUAAACGCAGCUCUCAAAGAACAAAUCGAUUUAAUAUGGCACACGACGAACUUGUACCGGCAUCCAAGAAUAUAUGAAUACAUAGAGAAAUUGUCGUCUAAAUUACCCGAUGAUCUUAACGUCGUCUACUUAGUGAACAGUGGAACAGAAGCAAACGACCUGGCCACCAUCCUGGCGAAGGCGUACACGGGUAACUUGGACGUGAUAUCGCUCCAGACCAGCUAUCACGGAUACAACAGCAGCCUCAUGGGGCUAUCUGCCACACAGUCGUACAGAAUGAACCUCCCCGUACCGCCGGGAUUUUAUCACGCUGCACAUCCAGAUCCGUACCGAGGGAGCUGGGGCGGCUGCAGAGACUCCAUUUCGCAGGUGGCCGGCGCGUGCUCGUGUCCCGGCGAAUGCGUUAGCACCGAAAAAUACAUUCAUCAACUCGACGAGCUCCUAGGUAAUUCUGUACCAGCCGGCAGAGUAGCAGCGUUCUUCGCGGAAUCUAUCCAGGGUGCCGGUGGAGUGGUGCAGUUCCCUAAGGGAUACCUGAAGAGAGCUCAAGAGUUGAUUCGGAAGAAUGGCGGCUUGUAUGUAGCUGAUGAGGUCCAGACGGGUUUCGGUCGUACCGGAGACCACUACUGGGGCUUUGAGACGCACGGCGUGAGGCCUGAUAUCGUGACGAUGGCCAAGGGGAUCGGCAACGGUUUCCCUCUGGCCGCUGUCGUCACCACUAAAGAGAUAGCAGCCGCCCACAGCGGAAAAUCGUAUUUCAACACUUUUGGAGGAAACGCUUUGGCCGCAACAGUUGGAAAGGCCGUUUUAGAUGUUAUUGACGAGGAAGAACUUCAAAAGAACAGCAAAACUGUUGGCGAAUACUUCAUCAGGCAGUUGAUGGAGCUACAGAAGCAGCAUCCAGUGAUUGGCGAUGUGAGAGGACAGGGCCUCAUGAUCGGGGUCGAGCUGGUCGAGCCUGGCACUAAGAAACCCCUGCCGGUGUCCCUUGUGAAAGAUAUACACGAAGAGAUUAAAGACAAUGGAGUUCUAGUUGUACUUGGCGGACGGUGGAGUAAUGUGUUCAGAAUGAAGCCGCCGAUGUGCAUCACGAAGGCAGACGUUGAUUUUGGUAUUUCGGUAAUCGACGACGCCAUUAAGAAGGUCACCAAGAAAUGAUAAUUGUUUUGAAACGGAUUACUGAGAUUUUGGCGGAAACGCUGUGGAGCGAACUUUAGAUGAUUUUUAUAAUUUGUUAAGUUUAGUGAUUCUUCAGGUUUAAGCGUCUAAAAAUAGUACUUUAUUAAACGUUCAGCAUCUGUGAAAGUGCAUAAGUGUGGAAAAAUGAAACAAGGUCG